AUGGGCAUCCAGGGUUCGGAGGUGGCCAAAGAAGCUGCUGAUGUGGUGCUCAUGGAUGACAAUUUUGCCUCAAUUGUUCGCGCAAUCGAAGAGGGUCGUCUGGUCUUUGACAACCUCAAGAAAACCAUCGCCUACACGCUGGCCCAUCUGUUGCCGGAGAUCCUGCCCGUGCUGCUCACCUUGGCUCUGGGUCUACCUGCGGGUCUCACCACGCUACAAAUUCUCUCGAUCGAUCUCUUUACCGAGCUGGCGCCGGCCAUUUCCUUGGCCUAUGAACCAGCGGAGCGUGACAUCAUGCUUCGCCCGCCGCGCAACAUUGCAACUGACCGCCUCGUAUCUGCCAAGCUGCUUAUCUAUGCAUAUCUCCAGGCUGGUGUGAUAUUGUCGAUUGGGUGCUUUUUGGCCUACAGCUGGGUCUUCUGGAGCAAUGGCUUGAGCCUCUCUGAUUUGGUGUUUGAAGACGAUGACUUUGCCGAGGGCGACGAUGACUUUGAAGGCAUUGGCCCCGAUCGCCAGGACACCAUCUUGCAACGAGCUCGUGCCGCUUGGUAUUUGACGCUUGUCAUUGGCCAGUUGUUUCACCUUCUCAACUUGCGCUCAAUCAAGACGUCCAUCUUCAAACACAGCUGGGAUAACUCCAUCACCUACUUUGCCCUCGCUCUGACCACCAGUUUGGCCAUCCUAUUCGUUUACGUUCCCGGCCUCAACGACUUUCUAGGGGCGGCGCCCGUCGGCGAGCAGGGCUGGGUUCCCCCAAUCGUCGUGGGGGUCAUCCUAACCAUUUACAACGAGACGCGAGCGUAUAUGGCUCGCAACAAGCCUGAGAAUCGCUGCACCCACGCAGUCAACUGGUGA
Monosiga brevicollis MX1 is the source of this 855-nucleotide messenger RNA. RefSeq lists its product as uncharacterized. The coding region runs from base 1 to 855 and encodes 284 amino acids. Gene Ontology annotation, biological process: sodium ion export across plasma membrane; proton transmembrane transport; intracellular potassium ion homeostasis. Gene Ontology annotation, molecular function: P-type sodium:potassium-exchanging transporter activity. The record is from RefSeq and is a predicted model, not a curated record. The transcript has a single exon. NCBI's taxonomy places the organism in Eukaryota, Choanoflagellata, Craspedida, Salpingoecidae.